AAUUCAACUAUGUGGAGGAAAGGGGGAAGAGGAGAGGUGUUGUGUAACUCAUGCGGAUUGAAGCAAUUAUCACCAACCAUCAAAGAAUCUGAUUCUCCAGAACCUCAAAUUAUUAAUCCAACAGCGGCGGGAAAAUCUAGUUCAAGUAUUAAUAAUUCAAAUAAUGCAGAAAAAUCAAAAUCUCAGAACUCUGUGAAUGAAUCAACAGCAGCUACAAGGAAAAGCUCCAGAAUUAAACCUCCUAGAAUGAAGGGAUCGUCAGGAAAGAAUUUUGCUACGAAGGGUAAAAAUAGGAGAGUUAUCUUCAAGAAGAAUCCUAUUAAAUCAGCAACAUCUGUGGCAACAGUUGUAACAACAACCAAUAUAUUUCACAAUGGUAUAUACUAUCAAGUAGGUGACAUUGUAUCUCUGGUAGAUGAUGAGGAUGAUGAAGGUGUGUAUUACGCUCAAAUACGAGGUUUCCUUCAGGAUCAAUACUGUGAGAAAAGUGCUGUCAUUACUUGGUUGUUGCCAACAUUAGAGAGUACUCCGGGACGUUUUGAUCCUGCCACUUUUAUCUUAGGGCCUGAAGAAGAUAUACCUAGAAAAAUGGACUAUUUGGACUUUGUCUGUCAUGCUCCUUCAGACUACUACAAAUCACGAGGUACCCCAUUCUCUACUAUACCUCUAAAACCAGAGCUAGCAUUUAUAUGGACAUCUAUAGGACCCCAGAUUAAUACUCUACCAACCACUGAUGAGAUAUUUGGAGUUAAUAUUAAGGAAACUCGUACACAACAGGCAGCCAAAAAAGAGCUUAAAAUGGAAGGUUAAAUUUACUAAAAGACUAUUAUAGUAUGUAUUGAAUAUGAAUCCUGGGUCAUUGUCAUGCAUCUACUUAAGACAAUCUGACAUAAUAUACUCCAAUAAAAAUCAUAAAGCCUCCAAUUUACAUCAUCAAUAGACUUAUUAGCUUCAGUCCUUAUUCUAUAAAUACUGUAUAGUUUAUUUUAAAAAAAUUAAAUUUAUUCUCUUGCUACAUGAUUUAUAACAAAAGGAAAAUUUGUGCCAAACGUCUGUUGAUGAUGCAAGUUACAGGUUACAGGUGAGACACAUUUCAAUUUUGUUAAAUAUUGACUUGUUUCAACUUAAACAAUAAUGUUAAAUGGAAUUCUAGAUCUGAAUUUUUCCUGGAUAUUUUAAAAGAAUUGGUAUUUCGUGUAUGAACAAAAACUGGAAAAUGCUAGCUUCAUAUCAGCUAAAAGAGGCAAAAUGUAAUAAUGGGGUACAACAUUAAGUGUAGAUUUUUGUAAUCAUAUACUGCCCUCUUUAUAUGUGAACAUGAAAUAAGUCUCACUUCAAGCUCUUGUAACUUGUAACCCACCCAUACACCCAUACGCCUCACCUACAGUGUUGAAAGUGUAGAAGCAUAUCCCGAGAACUAAUGCAAGACUAGAAUUGAAUUAAAAAUUAUAUUUAUGAAAUAAUGAUUUUAUUUGUAAUAUAACAUACAAAUGAAAAAUGUUUACAUAAUAUUCUGUAUGUACACAUAGGAAUCAAUUGAAUGUUUUA
Owenia fusiformis is the source of this 1548-nucleotide messenger RNA. The record is from the annotation of a GenBank genome assembly. Lineage: Eukaryota; Metazoa; Annelida; Polychaeta; Sabellida; Oweniidae.